This is a messenger RNA of Passer domesticus (house sparrow), 3979 nucleotides long. RefSeq names its product coiled-coil domain containing 6 (gene CCDC6). The transcript has 9 exons. The record is from RefSeq and is a predicted model, not a curated record. The coding region runs from base 51 to 1481 and encodes 476 amino acids. NCBI's taxonomy places the organism in Eukaryota, Metazoa, Chordata, Aves, Passeriformes, Passeridae.
CGGGCGCCGCCCCCUGCUCGGGCGGCGGCGGCGGCGGCGCGCGCGGGGCGAUGGCGGACAGCGCCAGCGAGAGCGACACCGACGGCGGCGGCGGCAGCGGCGGCACCGCGGGGCCGCUGUCGGGGGGCGGCCCGGGCGCGGGGCCCGGCUGCGGCCCGGCGGGCGGCAGCGGCGGCUCCUCGGGGGGCGGCAAAGCGGGCGGGAUCGUGAUCUCGCCGUUCCGGCUGGAGGAGCUGACGAACCGCCUGGCCUCGCUGCAGCAGGAGAACAAGGUGCUGAAGAUCGAGCUGGAGACCUACAAGCUCAAGUGCAAGGCGCUGCAGGAGGAGAACCGCGACCUGCGCAAGGCCAGCGUCACCAUCCAAGCAAGGGCAGAGCAAGAAGAAGAAUUCAUCAGUAAUACUCUAUUUAAGAAGAUUCAAGCUCUGCAGAAAGAAAAAGAAACACUUGCAGUAAACUAUGAAAAGGAAGAGGAAUUUCUCACUAAUGAGCUCUCAAGAAAACUGAUGCAGCUGCAACAUGAGAAAGCUGAACUGGAGCAGCAUCUAGAACAGGAGCAGGAAUUUCAAGUGAACAAACUGAUGAAGAAGAUUAAAAAACUGGAAAAUGAUACAAUUUCGAAGCAGCUCACCCUGGAGCAGCUAAGGCGUGAGAAGAUUGAUCUUGAGAACACUUUGGAACAGGAACAAGAAGCACUAGUGAAUCGUCUCUGGAAGAGGAUGGAUAAGCUUGAAGCAGAAAAAAGAAUUUUGCAGGAGAAGUUAGACCAGCCGGUGUCUGCUCCACCAUCACCCAGAGACAUAUCAAUGGAGAUAGACUCUCCAGAAAAUAUGAUGAGACAUAUCAGGUUUUUAAAGAAUGAAGUGGAGAGGUUAAAGAAACAACUGAGAGCUGCACAGUUACAGCAUUCAGAGAAGAUGGCACAAUACUUAGAAGAGGAGCGACAUAUGAGAGAAGAAAACUUGAGACUUCAAAGAAAAUUGCAGAGGGAAAUGGAACGUAGGGAAGCUCUCUGCAGACAACUGUCAGAAAGUGAAUCCAGCUUAGAAAUGGAUGAUGAAAGAUAUUUUAAUGAGAUGUCUGCACAAGGAUUAAGACCUCGCACUGUGUCCAGUCCUAUCCCUUAUACACCCUCACCAAGUUCUAGCAGACCUAUAUCACCUGGUCUGUCAUAUGCAAGUCACACAGUUGGUUUCACACCACCAACUUCACUGACUAGAGCUGGAAUGUCUUACUACAAUUCCCCAGGCCUUCAUGUGCAACAUAUGGGACCAUCCCAUGGUAUUACAAGGCCUUCACCACGAAGAAGUAACAGCCCCGACAAAUUUAAACGUCCCACUCCUCCUCCUUCUCCAAACACGCAGACCCCAGUGCAGCCACCUCCGCCACCACCUCCGCCACCCGUGCAACCUCCGGGCCCCGCCGCGGCGUCGCAGGCAGCCAAUUUCCAACACUCAGUGCAUCCCUCCUCUCAGCCUUAGUGCAUGUGCUCUGCAGUCUCUAUGUCAGAAGUGGACUCAUAACACGGAGCAGUUUACUAAAAGCCAAAGGCUUACUUGGCAUAUUUGGAUUUGACUUAUUUGCACUGAGGUUAUAUAGGCUUCACUGUUAAUUGUGUUGUAAACGUUUGUAUAAAAUGCAGCCAGUGUUGUGGGUCUACAACACUAACUUAACAAAGUUUUCCAUCAGUGUUUACUUGAACUACAUGUAUGUCCAUUCUCUGGCUGGAACAUUUGCUACUCUGUUUGGUAAUACGGCAUUAUGUCGUUUUGCUUGGCUCCAAAGCUUCAUUUUCCUGGCUUUUAGGUUUGUAAAAUUAAAGGGAUACCUUUUUAUAUUUUUUCAUGACAAUUUGCAGAAAAUGAAAGGCAUGAUGGGCUACGUGAUAAAUUCUGAAAUAUUACAGUGUUUACCAAGCUUAUGGAAGAUCAGCACUAUGUUUCAGUCAUUUAAAAUAUCAGCUUCUAGUGCAAAGGUGAGUCAGACACCCUAAUCAGUGCCCAAGACACAAGCUCUCUGGUAUUUCAUAGCAAAUAAGCUUUAUUCACAGAGGACACAUCCAUACUUCUCCUGUUUAAAAGCACCUCAAACAUAUGGUACAGUCAGAACUUUACACUGAGGGAACUGGCUUGUUGGAGUCUGUGGAAUGUACAAUUCGUGGACCUUAAGAUUUGAUGAUGUCACUUGACAUUUCUGCUAACCUGUAAGCUGCCCAUACCGUGUGCCCUGUCACAGUGACUGUAGGGGAGUGUGGUCCUGCCCGCAGGUUACUGAGAGCUGAUUCAAGUGUGUGCUCUUGGAUUUUUUUGCUGCAGAAGGCGACGUGAUUGUAGAGAACAGCUGAUGAUCAUUUCUUUCUUGUUAAAAAUAUAUUCAUUGUGAUUCCCCUGAAGCAAAGUUUGAACAGGUAUUUUAAAUGUUCAAAAGUCUGUUAGAAAACGAGAUGAGCCUAGAGGAAUAUAAUGGCGUAACAGCCAAAACUUUGUAUUGCUUGGUAGAAACAGAGUACAAGAAAGUAGCACAACAUGGCACUAAUGAAUGCUUAUUUAGCAGCCUAAGCCGGUACAAUGUAUAAAGAAAUGUAUUCCAAAUACAUUCUUUCCAUUCAUUUAGCACAAAUAAAUUGGUUUCACUUUGCAGUGGAACAAAGUGUCACUUCUUGAUAUUGCCAUCCUACUCGGUUACAUUUUUCCUGAGGUUCCUGUUGAGUACUGGGGUUUAUAUAUUAUUGAUAAUUUUAAAUGGUUUACCUCAUAUAUAUGGAUAUGUGGGCCAUGGAAAAUGACAAGAGAAUGUUUAUUUUAUGAGAAUAUGUAUCUGGCUAUAAUCAGAGCAGAACAUGAGUAAUUUAUCUUUUGUUUACAAAAGUUUGUUUGACAUGCUUAAUGCUUUAUUAAGGACAUUUUUAGGAAGGAAGUACAGCAUUCUGGUAGUAUACUAACACUUGUACAUAUAAUGUCAUGUUUGCCGCUCACCUAUUCAGUCAGAAUUGCAAACUGAAAAUCCUUAUGAAAAUAGUGCUCUAAAUCAAAGUUGUAAGUUAAAAUAAUGUUGUAAAAUGUUCCGCUUAAGGCAAAAUUAGAAUUUCUUCACCGUAGCAAUGUAGUUUCAGCUCUGAGAGAAUUUAGAGAAAUGCAUAUAUAGUCUAUUACACUUCUUAAACCAAUAUGGGAUCAAGUGCAUUAUCAAAUUACAUUACAUUAAUUAUGGUAGUUACUCUCCAGUCAAACGAUUCUCAAGAUUGUGGCAGACCUAAAAUUUGACCACUGCUUCCAGCUGAAAAUAAUUGACCAUAGCAGAUGCUCAGCUUUCCAUAGAGGAAACUCAGCUCUGAGCAUUAUAAUUAAACAAAGCUCCUGAAUAAGUGAUAGGAUUGAAUGGGAGAAAGUGACAUAGUCAGAGGUGGGACUAGGGUCAAGACAGGAUCAACUUACUUUGACACUUGUCCUUUUGUAAACAUAAGACAAAGAAAAAAAUAUACUCUUUAUUAAGUAGGAUUUCAGCUCAAGUGUCCCAGAAUUUGAAAUGGUGUCCUCCUUUCUGAAGUGCUUUGAGAUCCUUGGAUGUACGGCUCUGUGGAGGGCAGUCUCAUGGUGGUGGUAGCACAAAUGUGGGUGGAAAGGGAAGAGCCUUUGAUGGUGUUUUAAGAUCUCAAAAUGGAAAAUUGCCUAGAAUAAUUUACAUUUGAAGCAUAUUCCAAAACUGAAUUUGUGUAACCCAAGUUCAGCUGCUGUUAUAAAGUGUCUUAGUCAACUUUCCUUACUGUUCCAGUGGGACUGUUACCAGAAGAAAGUAAAGAACUGACAAAUGUAUACUAAACCUUGAAAGUGUAAAAAGGCACUAAAUUGGCCUUAUCGAACUAAGAACGUUGAACAAACAUUUGCUUGCAAUCAGAAGUGUUAAACUCUAUUUGUAGACUUUUUGAAUAAGAUGAGAAAUUGUGCACAACCAUCUCCUAAUAAAUGUAAAUGGAUUUUCA